Vanrija pseudolonga is the source of this 917-nucleotide messenger RNA. RefSeq names its product putative V-type proton ATPase proteolipid subunit (gene vma16). Bases 142 to 744 code for a protein of 200 amino acids. The record is from RefSeq and is a predicted model, not a curated record. Gene Ontology annotation, biological process: proton transmembrane transport. NCBI's taxonomy places the organism in Eukaryota, Fungi, Basidiomycota, Tremellomycetes, Trichosporonales, Trichosporonaceae. The transcript has 8 exons. Gene Ontology annotation, cellular component: membrane; proton-transporting V-type ATPase, V0 domain. Gene Ontology annotation, molecular function: proton-transporting ATPase activity, rotational mechanism.
AACCAACCUCGCAGCCCAUCGCACACCAAACCACAUCUCCCGUCUCGUUAACGUUACACGGCGAUACACAACGCCUCCAACUGACCUCCUCUUCCUCUCUCUCUCUCUAUACGGCAAAAGGGUCACUCGGAAGCACACAUCAUGGGCUACUACUACGGCGGCGUCUACGGCACGGGGGUCGCGACCGUUGUCGUCAUUGGCCUGUAUCUCCUGCUCACUGGCCAGGGACACCGCUUCAACGUCGCCCAGUUCCUCGAGGAGGUGUCGCCCUUCGCGUGGGCGACGACCGGUAUCGCGCUCUGUAUCGGCCUGUCUGUGGCCGGCGCUGGAUGGGGUAUCUUCAUCACUGGCGCCAGUAUCCUCAGUGGCGGUGUCCGUGCUCCGCGUAUUCGUACCAAGAACCUCAUCUCGAUCAUCUUCGCCGAGGUCGUCGCCGUCUACGGCAUCAUCAUGGCGAUCGUCUUCCAGGCCAAGGCUAACGGCGCCGAGGUCCAGGACGUCUUCACGACCAACAACUACUUCACUGGCUUCGCCAUCUUCUGGGGCGGUCUCGCUGUCGGCCUCUGCAACCUCUUCUGUGGUCUGACUGUUGGCAUUGCCGGCUCUUCUACCGCCCUGGCGGAUGCUGCAGACGGCGCGCUGUUCGUCAAGAUGCUCAUCGUUGAGAUCUUCGGCUCUGUCCUUGGUCUCUUCGGUCUCAUUGUCGGCCUUUUGAUUUCCGGACAGGCCGAGAGCUUCGCCUAAUUCCCCCCACCCCCCGCAUCCACACAGUCGACGCCGCGGCGUUUGACAUCACUCACCACCACCACCACCUUCUAAACGACGGAAAGAUGAAGACGACGUCUUCAUCCAGCCUUCGAACGGCCGCCCGGCCCGAGUUUAGCUUCUCAAUCUUAGAACAGAACAAUAGCAUGCAU